GCUGCCAAGAACGAGGAAACACGAAAGGGACCUCAAAAAAAUCCUGGAGAGAAACUGGGAGGCGAUUUUGGUGGGCAAGAAGAUGAGUCUGAGACCCUCUCUGCUUCUGAUCUUCUUCGCUGUUGCUUCAUUCCAAGUUUUCGCGAAGAAGACAGGGGACGUGACUGAGUUGCAGAUCGGAAUCAAGUAUAAGCCAACGACGUGCGAACUUCAGGCUCACAAAGGUGAUAGGAUCAAGGUGCACUACAGGGGGAAACUCACAGAUGGAACCGUGUUUGAUUCGAGUUUUGAGAGGGGUGAUCCCUUUGAGUUUGAAUUAGGCAGUGGUCAAGUUAUCAAAGGAUGGGACCAAGGAUUGUUGGGUGCAUGCGUAGGCGAGAAGCGUAAGUUGAAGAUACCCGCGAAACUCGGAUAUGGGGAACAUGGCUCUCCGCCUACUAUCCCUGGUGGAGCGACAUUGAUAUUUGACACAGAGCUUAUAGCGGUGAACGGGAAAACUACGAGCGGAGACGACGAGCUCUGAUUCUCGUUUUAACGUGUGUUUUUUUUAAUGUCAAAAGAAAAAACAAAGAAAGACUCCCAUGAACUUUUGUCCUAAAGAGACUCAUAAAACGAGUUAUGUGAUCAGAUGAGGACAUAGUUAUUAUGAUGGCCCAUUUAUUUAGCCAAUGUCCGGGUUUCGGAUGAUAAAAUGUGUACCGUUUCCAAAUUCAUGUUUUGGGUAUC
Molecule: messenger RNA, 726 nt
Organism: Tarenaya hassleriana
Lineage: Eukaryota; Viridiplantae; Streptophyta; Magnoliopsida; Brassicales; Cleomaceae
Product: peptidyl-prolyl cis-trans isomerase FKBP15-2
Exons: 6
Coding region: 83-523 (146 amino acids)
Biological process (GO): protein peptidyl-prolyl isomerization
Molecular function (GO): peptidyl-prolyl cis-trans isomerase activity
Source: RefSeq, a predicted model, not a curated record